GCCCACAGGACGUUCGGUCCCGCCCCCAGCUGGCGCCCGCGGCCGCCCGCGCGCCAAGUCCUUCAGCCCUUGGCUGCUGCCCAGUGUUUAGGGUGUUGGCGGAGACAAAGGGGAAGAGUCAUCGCCUGUCGGGGCUAGGAUAUGAUGGGUGAGAGGUGUCAAACCAAAUUCUUUCGGUUUGGAAACGGAGAAAAUCUAAAAACGAGGAUGUGAGGAAAGAGUCUGCUCUCAAGGCGCGUUGUGGUCUAUCCGAGCCCCGUCCCCUGGGCUCCCUCGGGCUGGGGUGAGGCGGGCAGCUACGCGUGGGGUAGGACCAUCUUACGCUGGGACCCCGCCAAGGAGCCCCAGGAAGUAGGUGAAAGGGCAGGGGCGUGGCUCUCGGGGCGCCACCCACGCUCUUGAAAUCUGGGUGACUGCGAGCGGCCGCUCAGCCUUCCCCACACCACAGACCCGCGCCGCCGACGACCCAGCCGCCGCCAUGGCUCUGCUCCGAGGUGUGUUUGUAGUUGCUGCUAAGCGAACGCCAUUUGGAGCUUACGGAGGCCUUCUGAAAGACUUCACUGCUACUGACUUGUCUGAAUUUGCUGCCAAGGCUGCCUUGUCUGCUGGCAAAGUCUCACCUGAAACGGUUGACAGUGUGAUUAUGGGCAAUGUCCUGCAGAGUUCUGCAGAUGCUAUAUAUUUGGCAAGGCAUGUUGGUUUGCGUGUGGGAAUCCCAAAGGAGACCCCAGCUCUCACGAUUAAUAGGCUCUGUGGUUCUGGUUUUCAGUCCAUUGUGAAUGGAUGUCAGGAAAUUUGUGUUAAAGAAGCUGAAGUUGUUUUAUGUGGAGGAACCGAAAGCAUGAGCCAAGCUCCCUACUAUGUCAGAAAUGUGCGUUUUGGAACCAAGCUUGGAUCAGAUAUCAAGCUGGAAGAUUCUUUAUGGGUAUCAUUAACAGAUCAGCAUGUCCAGCUCACCAUGGCAAUGACUGCAGAGAAUCUUGCUGUAAAACACAAAAUAAGCAGAGAAGAAUGUGACAAAUAUGCCCUGCAGUCACAGCAGAGAUGGAAAGCUGCUAAUGAUGCUGGCUACUUUAAUGAUGAAAUGGCACCAAUUGAAGUGAAGACAAAGAAAGGAAAACAGACAAUGCAGGUAGACGAGCAUGCUCGGCCCCAAACCACCCUGGAACAGUUACAGAAACUUCCUCCAGUAUUCAAGAAAGAUGGAACUGUUACUGCAGGGAAUGCAUCGGGUGUAGCUGAUGGUGCUGGAGCUGUUAUCAUAGCUAGUGAAGAUGCUGUUAAGAAACAUAACUUCACACCACUGGCAAGAAUUGUGGGCUACUUUGUAUCUGGAUGUGAUCCCUCUAUCAUGGGUAUUGGUCCUGUCCCUGCUAUCAGUGGGGCACUGAAGAAAGCAGGACUGAGUCUUAAGGACAUGGAUUUGGUAGAGGUGAAUGAAGCUUUUGCUCCCCAGUACUUAGCUGUUGAGAGGAGUUUGGAUCUUGACAUAAGUAAAACCAAUGUGAAUGGAGGAGCCAUUGCUUUGGGUCACCCACUGGGAGGAUCUGGAUCAAGAAUUACUGCACACCUGGUUCACGAAUUAAGGCGUCGGGGUGGAAAAUAUGCCAUUGGAUCAGCUUGCAUUGGAGGUGGCCAAGGUAUUGCUGUCAUCAUUCAGAGCACAGCCUGAAGAGACCAGUGAGCUCACUGUGACCCACCCUUACUCUACUUGGCCAGGCCACAGUAAAACAAGUGACCUUCAGAGCAGCUGCCACAACUGGCCAUGCCCUGCCAUUGAAACAGUGAUUAAGUUUGAUCAAGCCAUGGUGACACAAAAAUGCAUUGAUCAUGAAUAGGAGCCCAUGCUAGAAGUACAUUCUCUCAGAUUUGAACCGGUGAAAUAUGAUGUAUUUCUGAGCUAAAACUCAACUAUAGAAGACAUUAAAAGAAAUCGUAUUCUUGCCAAGUAACCACCACUUCUGCCUUAGAUAAUAUGACUAAGGAAAUCAAAUAAAUGUUGCCUUAACUUCA
Molecule: messenger RNA, 2013 nt
Organism: Gorilla gorilla gorilla (western lowland gorilla)
Lineage: Eukaryota; Metazoa; Chordata; Mammalia; Primates; Hominidae
Gene: ACAA2
Product: acetyl-CoA acyltransferase 2
Exons: 10
Coding region: 479-1672 (397 amino acids)
Biological process (GO): fatty acid beta-oxidation
Cellular component (GO): mitochondrion
Molecular function (GO): acetyl-CoA C-acetyltransferase activity
Source: RefSeq, a predicted model, not a curated record